AAGAGAAAGACAAAGAUGGGCACUGCUGGAAAAGUUAUUAAAUGCAAAGCAGCUGUGCUAUGGGAACAGAAUAAACCCUUCUCCAUUGAGGAAAUAGAAGUUGCCCCACCAAAGGCUAAAGAAGUUCGCAUUAAGAUUUUGGCCACAGGAAUCUGUCGCACAGAUGACCACGUGAUCAAAGGAGCAAUGGUGUCUAAGUUUCCCGUCAUUGUGGGCCAUGAAGCAACUGGGGUUGUGGAGAGCAUUGGAGAAGGAGUCACCACGGUGAAACCAGGCGACAAGGUCAUCCCCCUCUUCCUGCCGCAGUGCAGAGAGUGCAACGCCUGCCGCAACCCGGACGGCAACCUCUGCAUCAGGAGCGAUGUGACUGGCCGUGGGGUGCUGGCCGAUGGCACGACCAGGUUCACGUGCAGGGGCAGGCCGGUGCACCACUUCAUGAACACCAGCACGUUCACCGAGUACACGGUGCUGGACGAGUCCUCCGUGGCCAAGAUCGAGGCCGCAGCCCCUCCCGAGAAGGUCUGCUUGAUCGGCUGCGGGUUUUCCACGGGGUACGGGGCUGCCGUUAAAACCGCCAAGGUCACACCUGGUUCUACUUGUGUUGUCUUCGGCCUGGGAGGAGUCGGCCUGUCGGUCAUCAUGGGCUGCAAGUCGGCUGGUGCCUCCAGGAUCAUUGGCAUUGACCUCAACAAAGACAAAUUUGAGAAGGCCAUGGCCGUGGGGGCCACGGAGUGCCUCAGCCCCAAGGACUGCACCAAGCCCAUCGGCGAGGUGCUGUCGGAAAUGACAGGCAACACUGUGAACUACAGCUUUGAAGUUAUUGGGCGUCUUGAAACCAUGGUGGAUGCGCUGGCGUCCUGCCACAUGAACUACGGGACCAGUGUGGUGGUGGGCGCUCCCCCGUCAGCCAAGAUGCUCACCUACGACCCGAUGCUGCUGUUCACAGGGCGCACGUGGAAGGGGUGUGUCUUUGGAGGUUGGAAAAGCAGAGAUGAUGUCCCAAAACUCGUGACUGAUUUUCUGGCAAAGAAAUUUGACCUGGACCAGUUGAUAACCCACGUGUUACCUUUUAAAGACAUCAACAAAGGAUUCGAACUGCUCUAUUCAGGGCAAAGCAUUCGUACUGUGCUGACGUUCUGAGGGAUGCUCAGUGGCAGGGGCCGUGUUGUGGCUGGUCACCCGGAGCCCCUUUUCUGCAGUUUCCUCCUGAGAUCAAUCAGCCGCCUCGCAAACACAAGCAGAAGUGGAAUAUUUGCUGAAAAUAUAGAAGCUUUAUAAAUGCUUAUGCACCUUUCUAAACAUUUAGAGUCUUAUGGACACCUGGGAAUUAGCAGGGAGCUUAACAGCAAUAUUUUAAAGCUUAAUUUACAUUUUACAAGGCUAUAAUUAUAUAUUUGAAAACACGUGUACUUAGAUUUUUAUGUUGGAAUAGAAAUGUCUUUAGCUCCUACUAGUUAAAACUGAUACAGCAUAUAAAGAUACGGUAAUUGUAUUCCCUAAAUAUAUUCAUUUAAUGCUUUGUAACUACUUUUUAUUGGAAUGUGAUUUUUAAAAAACAUUUGUUAUAAAUUAACUUGGAUUAGGUUUUGAAAUCAGCUUAUUGCAUCAUACAUUGCUUGAUUAGAUUAAGAAAGAAAUAGGGAUAUUUAAGGGAAGGCCAUUUUUUUCAAUGAUUAACUACUAGAAUCAUCAUUAUAUAACAUGAUGAAAUUGAAGAAGUACAUUAUUAGGGUGCAUGAGGCUAUUUGUCAGAAAAGAUUGAUAUUUCAGAGAAUAUGCCUUUUUCGUCAUACUACUUAAAUAUAAAAGUGCAGCUAGAAUCACAUUGUAAUAUUUACCCUAAUGUUCAGUUUGAUAAAGUAGAAUUACAAGUCCCUAAGUCUCUAUUUAGUAUUUAGCAAUGACUCCAUUUAAUAAAAAGUGCUUUCAGUUUGGUACCACUGCGCUGGCAUAUCUAUAUGUCUCUAUAACCUGUUAAAAUUCUUAAUAAAACUAAACACUUUGCAAAACGUUUCAUGGUGAUAUAUUUU
Molecule: messenger RNA, 2030 nt
Organism: Microcebus murinus (gray mouse lemur)
Lineage: Eukaryota; Metazoa; Chordata; Mammalia; Primates; Cheirogaleidae
Gene: ADH7
Product: alcohol dehydrogenase 7 (class IV), mu or sigma polypeptide
Biological process (GO): retinoic acid metabolic process; retinol metabolic process
Cellular component (GO): cytosol
Molecular function (GO): zinc ion binding; all-trans-retinol dehydrogenase (NAD+) activity
Source: RefSeq, a predicted model, not a curated record